AUGGUUAAAAAAUCAAAAAAAGAACCCGAACCAUCAAAUGAUAAAGAUAAAAAUAAACCACAAAGAGGUUUAGCAAUUGGUGAAAAUUUCGGUUGGACUGGUAAAUUACCUGUUACUCUAUUAAAUGAACAUUGUCAAAAGCAAAAAUGGGGAAAAUGUCAAUAUGAUAUGACCAAAAAACAAAAUGGUUUUAUUGGAAUUGUAACAUUAAAUUGGGAAAAUCCAAAGACUAAAGAAAUUAUAAGUCUAAAGUACUAUCCAAAUUAUGAACCAAAAUCAACUACAAAUGAAGCAAGACAUAUGGUGGCAACAUUUGUAUUACACAGAAUCAAUUAUAUUAAAAAUAUGAAAAUGUUGUUGCCAAUUAUUUUUAGAGAUUAUUGGAAUGAACUAGAGGAAAAUAGAGUUAAAUUGAAUAAAGAAAAUAAACAAUUGCAUGAUAAGUUAUUUAAUGUAAAUCCUUUUCAAGUAUACUUACAAGAACAAGAAGAAAAUGAAAAAAGAGAAAAACAAAGGUUGAUAAAGAAACAAAAUGAAGUGAAAGUGAAGAAACCGACUAUAAGCUUAGGAUCAAAAACAUUGAAUAAACCAGUUAAACAAGUAGUCAAUAAAUUUCCAAGAAAGGUUUGGGAAAAAGCCCCAUUUUUGGAUAUUCCAUCAGAUUUAAGAAGUUCAGUUGAAGAAGAAAUUAAGCAUCAUAUUACAUGGGUGAAAACUUCAGAUUCUGAUUCAUUAGAAAGACUAGUAUCAUUAGGUUUUAGAGAAACUCAUGUUAAAGAAUCAUUUGAAUAUACUUCCAAUUUCACAGAAUCUUUAGAAUGGUUAUUAUUUCACAUACCAGAAGAUGACUUGCCACAGUUAUUCAUGAAAUCGGAGAAAGAUUCUAAAGUAUCACUUAAAAUUUCACAAAAUUUACAAUUUGAAUAUGCAUUAAAGAGAAUGAAAGAAUCUGGAUUUGAUACAGAUAUAAUAAUUUCUACUUAUAAUAGACUUGAUAAUGAUGAAUUUAAAACAUGUAUAGAGUUAACCAAAGAAUUGUUAAAAUCUUUACCUGAAAUAAUACCAGAAGAGGAUAGUCAAGAUUUGUGGAAUCAAGAAAUUGAAGGUUUACAAAUGAUGGAUAUAAAAAUUAAACAAGAAAAUAAUGUUAUAACUAUACCGUUGAAUCCAAAAGGAAUUGAUAAAGAAGUGAUUGGUGUUAAAGUUUUUAAAAGCGAAAAUUAUCCAAAUGAAAUACCAGGUAUACAAAUUAUCGUGUUGAAUAAUGAUUAUCAAUUAGCAAAUUAUGUUAAAUUAUCAAUAAUUAGGAAUUUAGUUGAGAAUUUACAUAUCGGUGAGUGUAUGAUUUAUGCAAUAAUCGAAUGGUUAGAAGAACAUUUACUUGAGAUUAUAAAUAAUCCAGGUUCAUUAUUAUUACCUAGUGAAAAGAAAGUAAAUACACCAAUAGUUCAACAAGAGAAACAAAAGAAAAUAAAACAAAAGGUAAUAAACACUGAACAAAUCGAAACUUCAUACAAGAAAAGAUUACCAAUGAUUGAAAAAACUAUUGAAACAAGAUCCAAAUUAUCUGCAUGGAGUAAAAAAGAUCAACUUGUAAAUAUAAUAAACUCCAACAAAGUUACUUUAAUAACGGGUGAAACUGGUUCAGGUAAAUCAACUCAAGUUGUACAAUUUAUAUUGGAUUAUUUAAAUUCUCAAAAUGAUUUUAAAACUACAAUUUUAUGUACUCAACCAAGACGUAUUUCAACAAUCGGAUUAGCAGAAAGAAUAUCAGAAGAAAGAAGUGACAAAAUAGGAAAUGAGACUGGUUAUAUCAUCAGAGGUGAGAAUAGAACAACUAAUGUAACCAGAAUCUCAUUUGUAACAACUGGAGUGUUAUUAAGAAUGAUUCAGUCAUUUAUAUCAAAUGGAGAUAAUCAGUUAUUUGAAAAUUUGGGAUACAUAUUUAUUGAUGAAGUACAUGAAAGAUCAAUCGAUUGUGAUUUCUUAUUAAUUAUAUUAAAAAUGAUUAUGAAAAAGUUCCCAGUCAAAAUUGUUUUAAUGUCAGCUACUAUAGAUGAUAAGAAAUUUAAAGACUUUUUCAAUACUCCAUUACAACGAUUACAUAUUGAAGGUAGAACAUUUCCAAUUAAAGAUUAUUACUUGGAUGCAAUACUUAAAGAGCUUGAUUAUUCAUUUGAAACAAAUGAUGGAAUAGUAAAACCUCAAGCUGACUCACAUUUUUUCCAAAAUGGUAAUUUAAAUUAUGAUUUAAUAGCUCAAUUAACUGCACAUAUAGAUAAAAAAUUAACCAAUGAAUCAAAUUUAGGAUCAAUACUAAUUUUCCUACCAGGUAUAAUGGAAAUAAAUCAAGCAAUAAAAGCUGUUAGGAAACAAGUCCCAAAUUCAGUCACAUUACCAUUACAUUCUGCAUUAUCAUCAGCUGAACAAAAAAAGGUUUUCAAAUCAUUUAAUGGAAGAAAAAUAGUAGUAUCAACGAACGUUGCAGAAACUUCAAUUACUAUUCCUGAUUGUGUUACUGUUAUAGAUUCAGGUAGAUCCAAAACCAUGUUUUUCGAUACUAAUUUGAAUACAACUAAAUUAAUUGAAAAUUGGUGCUCUAAAGCAGAAAUUGGUCAACGAAGAGGUAGAUCAGGUCGUGUUACCAAUGGUAACUGUUAUCAUUUAUAUACAAAAGAAACAGUUGAAAAAAUGUUACCACAACCAAUACCUGAAAUUAAAAGAACCAAAUUAGAAAAUUUGUAUUUGGUUGUUAAAUCGAUGGGAAUUUCAAAAGUUGAACAAUUUUUAAGUAGUGGAUUAGAUGCACCUGAUCAAACAUCAUUAGCAAGUGCUAAAAAAUUUUUACAAGAUAUUGGUGCAUUGGAAAAUGAUAAACUUUCAAAUUUAGGUAAAUACAUAUCUUAUUUACCAACCGAUCCAUCAAGUGGUAAAUUAUUGAUUUUAGGUUGUAUAUUUGGUUGCUUAGAUUUUUGCUUGACUUUGGCUGCCAUUAGUUCAACAGGAAGUCCAUUUUUAAUUAACUUUGAAGAAAGAGACAAGGUUAAACAUGUACAAAGAAAAUUUGCCAAUGGUUAUGGUGAUUUCAUUGGUUUUGCAAAUGCUUAUAAUGAGUACGUUAAAAAUGGUACUAGGAAAUUUUUGAAUGAUAACUAUUUAUCAUAUACUACGAUUAAUGAUAUAAAAUCAACAAAAGCACAAUAUCUAUCAUUACUUCAGGAUUUAGGGUUUGUGGAUAAUAAUUCAAAUAUCAAUAAUAAAAAUUAUUCAUUAAUUAGGGCUAUAAUUUCGGGUUCAUUUUAUCCACAAAUUGCAAGAGUUCAAUUACCAAAUCCAAAAUUUUUCAAAUCUGCACAAGGUUCUAUUGAAAUUGAUCCUGAAGCUAAACUGAUUAAAUAUUGGAUAAGAAAUGAGAAAGAAGAAGAAUUACCAACUAGAGUUUUCAUACAUCCUUCAUCAGUCAUGUUUGAUAAUGAUAAUAACACAUUAGAUGAAAGCUUUUCAUCAAAAGUGUCAAAUGAAGAUGGUUCAAUAGAUUAUGAAAAUAGAAAGCUAAUGGAUCUCACACCACAAUUACAAAUAUCACAACAAUUGAUCAAAGAUUCAUUUAUUGCAUUUAGAUCAUCUCAUCAUACAACAAAAUUAUAUGUUAGAGACAUUACACCAGUCAAUACAAUUUCAGUUUUACUAUUUGUUGGAGAUAUUUCAUAUGAUUUAUCAAUGGAUAAGGAUCAAACAUCACCAGGUAUAAUUUUAGAUAAUUGGUUACCUAUCAGAACUUGGUGCAAAAAUGGAGUUUUAAUAAAGAAAUUAAAACAAUUACUCGAUGAUUUUAUUGAUGAGAAAUUAUCGAACCCAACUAAACAAGUUGAUGAGAAUAUAAUCAGUAUUAUAGAGAAAGUUAUAAAUAUAUAG
Molecule: messenger RNA, 3915 nt
Organism: Insectozyma verbasci
Lineage: Eukaryota; Fungi; Ascomycota; Pichiomycetes; Serinales; Debaryomycetaceae
Source: the annotation of a GenBank genome assembly